Columba livia (rock pigeon) is the source of this 1806-nucleotide messenger RNA. RefSeq names its product deoxyhypusine synthase (gene DHPS). NCBI's taxonomy places the organism in Eukaryota, Metazoa, Chordata, Aves, Columbiformes, Columbidae. Gene Ontology annotation, molecular function: deoxyhypusine synthase activity. Gene Ontology annotation, cellular component: cytoplasm. Gene Ontology annotation, biological process: peptidyl-hypusine biosynthetic process. The record is from RefSeq and is a predicted model, not a curated record.
AAUUGGGGCGGUUUGGGGCGCUGCGGGAGCCCAGAGGUUCCGGGGGUAACCCCGCCGCUUCGCUUCCCGACGUCUCUUGCUCCUCGGCGGCCGCCGUCCUUGCUCAAGAUGGCGUUGCGCAGCUGUACGGCGGAGGGCGCAGCGCGGGAAAACCGUGAAACCUGGCGGCGGGGUCCGUACGACCCGCGGCGCGCAGGCGCAGUGGCGGGCGGGGCCGUACAGCAUGGCGGCGCGCAGGCGCGGGGGGGCGGGGGCCGUACAGCAUGGCGGCGCGCAGGCGCGGGGGGGCGGGCCGUACAGCAUGGCGGCGCGCAGCGGCGGCGCGGCGCAGUGAAGGAGGCGGCGGGAGCCCCGAUGGCGGCGCCGGAGCCGGUUCCCGCCGGGGCGCUCCGGGCCGUCCUGCGGCCCAGCGGGGCCCUCCCGCCCCACAGCCUCCCGGUGCGCGGCUACGACUUCUCGGGCGGCCCGGACCACGCGGCGCUGCUGCGCUCCUUCCUCACCACCGGCUUCCAGGCCACCAGCUUCGCGCAGGCCGCGGAGGAGAUCGGCGCAUGGUGGAUCGCGGCCAAGCUGGAGCCGCUGAGCGCGGAGGAGCGCGCCCGGGCCGCGCUGGCGGGGCCGCGGCCGCCCUCGGGCUGCACCAUCUUCCUGGGCUUCACGUCCAACCUCGUCAGCUCGGGCGUGCGGGAGAGCAUCCGGUACCUGGUGCAGAACAACAUGGUGGACGUGCUGGUGACGACGGCCGGGGGGGUGGAGGAAGAUCUGAUCAAGUGUUUGGCCCCCACCUACCUGGGCGACUUCAGCCGGGGGCGGGAGCUGCGCCAGAGCGGCCUCAACCGCAUCGGGAACCUGCUGGUGCCCAACGACAACUAUUGCCGCUUCGAGGAGUGGCUGAUGCCGCGGCUGGAGCGCAUGCUGGACGAGCAGGAGCGCCAGGGCGUGCGCUGGACGCCGUCGCGGAUGAUCGCGCGGCUGGGGCGCGAGAUCGACCACCCCGACUCCGUCUGCUACUGGGCGCAGAAGCACGGCAUCCCGGUGCUCAGCCCGGCGCUCACCGACGGGUCCCUGGGCGACAUGAUUUUCUUCCACUCGUACAAGCGCCCGGCUGUGCUGGACAUCGUGGAGGACCUGCGGCUCAUCAACACUCAGGCCAUCUUCGCCCGGAAAACCGGGAUGAUCAUCCUGGGGGGGGGGCUGGUGAAGCACCACAUCGCCAACGCCAACCUCAUGCGCAACGGCGCGGACUUCUCGGUGUUCGUGAACACGGCGCAGGAGUUCGACGGCUCGGACUCGGGCGCGCGGCCGGACGAGGCCGUGUCCUGGGGCAAGAUCCGCCCCGACGCCCGGCCCGUCAAGGUUUACGCAGACGCGUCGCUCGUGUUCCCGCUGCUGGUGGCCGAGACCUUCGCACAACGGGCCGAGGACUUCGCCAGGGGGGGGCGCGGAGACCCCCCCCAGACCCGGGUGACCCCCAGGCCACAGGGGUGACCCCCAAACCCUGGGGUGACCCCCCCCAAACCUGGGUGACCCCCCCCACCCCACCCUGAGAGGCGGGAGCCCCAUCCCGGGGGGCUGGUCCCACUUUGGGGGUGCUGAGCCCCCCACUACCUCUGCAGGGGCUCCCGCCUCGGGGGGGUCCCAGGACCCCUGUGCGUCCCCCCAUGUCCAUCUGUCCCCCCAUGUCCAUCUGUCCCCCCACAUCCAUCCGCCCCCCCCCCACCCCACUUUUACCCCCCAUCACCGUAUUUAUUUGCGCCGCUCAAAUCAGGUCCGGUCGAUGUCCAAUAAAGCCCCGCGGUUCCCCCA